Aspergillus saccharolyticus JOP 1030-1 is the source of this 961-nucleotide messenger RNA. RefSeq lists its product as uncharacterized. Bases 443 to 739 code for a protein of 98 amino acids. The transcript is spliced from 2 exons. The record is from RefSeq and is a predicted model, not a curated record. NCBI's taxonomy places the organism in Eukaryota, Fungi, Ascomycota, Eurotiomycetes, Eurotiales, Aspergillaceae.
CCUCCCUCCCAUGGAUUUACUUGGACAAGUUGGAAUUAGUCCAGAUGACUUUAGUCUAUUCGAUUGCAGAGAAAGACCAUGGCCUCUUGAAAACUGUGUCAUCAAUUGAGAAGCAUCCACCCUUCCCUUUCUGCGCUGGUGCCCGAAACUUUCCCAGCAAUCUUAUUACCAGUCUGUUCGCUGCUGACUUGCAACCCCUUACUAAUCUCGCCAGCGUUUGAGCUGUCUCUAUCUGUUGCGAUUAUAUCGAAUCAAACCCUCUGGACAGCCAAGGGACUACGAACAUUUGUAAGGGAGGGCAACCAGCUCGGAACAAACCAGUAGUGCCACUCGGGUUGUUUCGGAGUAGCGGACAUUGCUCCCUGAAAAAGAAAGACACCGCUAAACCGAGUCUCAGUCUUAAGAGAGGCGGAGGAUCAACAUCAUUUUGACAGGAAUCAAUAUGCACUCCAGACGGUUCCCAGGGCCUCCCUCCACGCGUCUUGCCCCUCCCCCGCCACUUUAUUCUUGGUCGGACGAAAGAGAAAAAAAAAAAUCGCGUGAAAAGAGGGUCAAAAGAACUGCAAGGAAAAGGAAAGAAAAGAAUGAGGAGAAACGAAAAGACGGUGACUGGCAUGAAAUGGAUUGGAAGGUCAACGCACUUCACACAGGCGGUGACAACCGUGACGGGCCGUCGAUUCCGUCCCUCUCUCCCUGGCGCCAUCCACCAACGUUCGACGGUUUGGUAGACUACGCAUGAUUAACGGAGCACAUCGGAUUUCCGCGACUUUCAACUUGGAUUGAGACAGGAAGGACGCAAACCUGAGACGUUGAUGUUCCUACGACCCGUCCGUCCCAUUAACGAUCAUGACAGCUGCUAUCCCUGAUAUUGCCAAGCGAAACGCCGUAGCCUACGCCAUACCCAUCGCCGUGUUUUGCCUCGGUCUGUCACCCCAUUUGUUUGCACCGUGUCGCCCUCGAC